CGGGCGCGGCACCAACAACAAAACAAACGCAAUCGCGCCGUGCUCCGCGCGCGGCUCGAGCGAAUAAACCCUACUCCCCUCUCGCUGCCCAGCGGGCCCCUUCCCGUAUGGACGGAGGGGCCCAUGCCGCCGCCGUCUCGGGCGGCUCGUCGGAGGCCGGCGGGGCGUCCUCCUCGUCGGCGUCGUCCGCCUCGUCGUACGGCGUCUCGGAGUCCCGGUUUCGGCUGAACAAGGGGGUGCACCUGCGGCGGCGGCGGCGGCGGCUGGCCGACAGGGGAAGCAAUAAGGGCAGCGCCGGUGACGGCGUCGUGCAGGAGCUCGCGCUGCCUCUCGGGAUGUCCUUCGCGGCGGUGCUUGCCCAGGUUCUGAAUAGAUGCAGUGGUUCUGGAGGAAGUUUACAGCCUCAUGUCCUCUCAAAGAUGUGUACCUCAGCUGUGAAGGAGUCCUUAACAAAUAUUUAUGGUGACAGAUUCGAGAUUUUCAUUAGAAACUUUGAGAAAUCAUUUGGUAGUACAUUGAGAACCCUUCACCUUAUCAGUGAGACCCCUGCCUAUGAACAAGAUAUGCCUCAAUGUUUUUACAAAGGUGGUAAUUCUGUACCUGAAAUCAAGUUGAGUGGUGGUGAUUCACAAAGUUGGAUACAUGAUGUCCAGAAAGAUACACCCUUGAGCUCCAUGGAUAAUCAGAUUAUUCUUCAUGCUGGUGUCAAUCAUCAGCUGGCCCACCUUACUCAUACUAGAUCUGCUCCAGGAAUUGAUCAGUGUGUUCUUAGUGUAUUCGAGAGAUCUGUCAAUGAGCAAGCUCGUUCAAAUGAGCUCAAGGAACUUGAUAUAGGACUUAAAUUGAGAGAAUUGGAGUUGAGGAAAUCUCAGUUAGCUCUCAGCUCCGAUGCAAACGAGUUAAAAAAGGUUGAAAUUCGUUUGGGAUUUCAGAAAGUCUCUUUCAAAGUGGAGAAACUCGAGACUCAAAUGGAGGAUACAAGACAAGCAGAACUUCUCAGGAAGCUUAUAGAUAUGCUUCUUACUGCUGUGGUACUCAUGUCUGUAUGUUUUGGAUAUGGAACAUAUAUUUACUCGUACCAGCGGAUAACUGCUGUUACUUCAGCUUGUGCAGCCGCUUCAAGGGAGUAUACAUCUUGGUGGAUGCCAAGUUCAGUGUCAGCUUUCAACUCGAAUUUUCUGAAUUUCAGAUGCAAUUUAAUAGCAUCGGCGAGGAUAUCAUUUGGACUUUUGAUGAUCCUAUUAAUCGCUUGGUUGAUAUUCCAGCGUUCUGCAAUGACUGGACCAAAUAUGCCAAUAACGUUCAACGGUAUGUUAUUGGGAGUUGUUUGUGGUUGGUUUGGAAGGAAAUGUGUGGACACACUGGGUGGGGAUGGAAAUGUAUGGCUUGUAUUCUGGGAGGCCAUUUGCUUCAUCCAUUUACUUGGAAACACCUGGCCAUCUCGUUUACAUUGCAUGCUCAAUGGUCCUAUUUGUGUUACUGACAGGACCAAGGCUGUUCGUCUACCGUAUUGGGCUCGCCGAUACACAUUUUAUGUUUUGCUGACACUUAUUCUGCCAUGCUCGGCUGGUUUGCUGCCAUUCGCACCUCUGUCAGACUGGAUAGAACCUGCAAUUCAAUACAUAAAGUCCAUACUCAGUGGAAGUAACAUUGAGGAUUGACUAUUGAGAUUGGUUGUGGUUACUGGCAUGAUAGGCAACCUGGGCAAUAGAUAUUUUGUAAGCUCAAACCUAUUUUAUGAAGGUGGAGUGGUUUUGCCCACUGUUAUCCAAGUGAAAUACAUAUGAAUUGGAUUUCAGGACAGCAAGGAGGAAAGCUUUCAUGCUUAAACCUCUGUUCUUGCCUUGUAGUGAGAUAUCAGAUGGAUCAGGUUGUGGAAGUUGUGCUCCUUUGUGCAUCGCCACUGAUAUCAAGAGCAAGAUACAUCAUUUCGCUAUGUAACUUCUUCUCACCAGGCAAGCUUGAAUUAUAACAUAACCUAAUAAGCCUGCAAUUUCAUUGCCUCUUUUUGUGGCCCUUUUGUGCAAGGACAUUGCCCUCAGCGACUGGAAUCUGUAGGUUUCCCUUUCCUUCCCUUCUCCGUAAGCCCUGUAAAUAGUUUCUCGCGUGCAUGCAUGUUGUGAAGGGAAGCUUGCCAGCUCAACGUGUCAUUUCUUUUUAUUUGCAUACAUCAUUUGUUGUGCGUAGAACAGUGAUGUACAAUGAUGUAAAUCUGUAAAGAUUUAUAUCUGCCGCGACGUUGAUCAAUUGUGUGACCAGUUCUUUAA
Messenger RNA from Setaria italica (foxtail millet), 2267 nucleotides. RefSeq names its product protein CPR-5. Lineage: Eukaryota; Viridiplantae; Streptophyta; Magnoliopsida; Poales; Poaceae. The transcript is spliced from 5 exons. Gene Ontology annotation, biological process: defense response; trichome morphogenesis; leaf senescence. Bases 108 to 1661 code for a protein of 517 amino acids. The record is from RefSeq and is a predicted model, not a curated record.